AUGGCGAAGUUCAACACCAAGGGAGCAACCGAGAGACGCUCUCCUAACGACCUUAACAAGGACAUCAAUAAAAGCUGGCUUGACCAGCAUCUACAGCAGCCACAAACUCAGGGCAGCAGCCAGUUAAAAACUCAGGGCAGCAGCCAGUUACAACAACCACUACGUCCACAGUACCAGGGCAGCAGCCAGCCAGUGCAUUCAGAGGAGCUUCAACAUCAAAGCAACCAGCAGCCACAACAGCCACUGCAUCCACAGCACCAGGGGAGCCAGAAACCACAUCCACGACAACCAGGGCAGGGCAGCCAGCAGUCGCAACAGCCGCUACAUUCACAGCGGCCCCAACAUCAAGGCAGCCAGAAACCACAACAUCCACAACAGCCAAGGCAGCUACAACAUCCACGCAGCCACAACAUCCACGGCAGCCACAACAUCCACGGCAGCCACAACAUCCACGGCAGCCACAACAUCCACGGCAGCCACAACAACCACUACAGCCACAGCAACCCCAACGCCGAGGCAGGCAGCAGUCACAGCAGGGCGGCAACCAGCAGCCACAACAACCACUACAGUCACAGCAGCCCCAGCUACAGAGCAGCCAACAGUCACAGCGCCAGGGCGGCCAGAAACUACAACAUCCACGACAGCCCCAAGGCAGCCAGCAGGUGCGACGUCCAGAGCAGUCACGGCACCUAG
This is a messenger RNA of Canariomyces notabilis, 693 nucleotides long. RefSeq lists its product as uncharacterized. The record is from RefSeq and is a predicted model, not a curated record. The transcript has a single exon. The coding region runs from base 1 to 693 and encodes 230 amino acids. NCBI's taxonomy places the organism in Eukaryota, Fungi, Ascomycota, Sordariomycetes, Sordariales, Chaetomiaceae.